GCUACGAGCCAGCUUCUGCUGGAGACGGACUGGGAAUCCAUCCUGCAGAUCUGCGACAUGAUCCGUCAGGGAGAUACCCAAGCAAAAUAUGCCGUCAGUGCUAUCAAGAAGAAAGUCAAUGACAAGAAUCCCCACGUGGCACUCUACGCACUGGAGGUCAUGGAGUCGGUGGUUAAAAACUGUGGCCAAACAGUCCACGAUGAGGUGGCCAAUAAACAGACUAUGGAGGAACUGAAGGAAAUACUAAAGAGGCAAGUGGAGACAAGUGUCCGCAGUAAGAUCCUGUACCUUAUCCAGGCCUGGGCUCACGCCUUCCGCAAUGAGCCCAAGUACAAGGUGGUGCAGGACACCUAUCAGAUAAUGAAGGUUGAAGGUCACGUGUUCCCGGAGUUCAAAGAGAGCGAUGCCAUGUUCGCUGCAGAAAGGGCUCCAGACUGGGUCGAUGCCGAGGAGUGUCACAGAUGUCGAGUGCAGUUUGGCGUUGUGACGCGGAAGCAUCAUUGCAGGGCCUGCGGGCAGAUUUUCUGUGGCAAAUGCUCCUCCAAGUAUUCCACCAUCCCCAAGUUCGGAAUUGAGAAGGAAGUGAGAGUCUGUGAGCCCUGUUACGAGCAUCUCAACAAGAAAGCUGAGGGUAAAGCUGCUGCCACCUCUGAACUGCCCCCCGAGUACCUGACCAGCCCUCUCUCUCAGCAGUCCCAGCUGCCUCCAAAGCGUGAUGAGACGGCUCUGCAAGAGGAGGAGGAGCUCCAGCUAGCUAUUGCCUUGUCUCAGUCAGAGGCCGAGGAGAAGGAGAGAAUGAGGCAGAAAACAACCUACUCCAUGUACCCGAAGGCUGAGCCCACACCCGUCACCUCAUCAGCCCCCCCGGUCAGCACGCUCUAUUCCCCACCUGUGAAUUCCUCUGCUCCCUUGGCUGAGGACAUUGACCCGGAGCUGGCUCGGUACCUGAACCGCAACUACUGGGAGAAGAAACAAGAGGAAGUUCGCAAGAGCCCCACCCCGUCAGCACCUCUGUCCCUCACAGAGCCAGCUGCUCAGCCUGGGGAAGGCCACCCCGCCCCGCUCGGUGUUGUUGAGCAGCAGUACCAGAACGGCGAGUCUGAGGAGAACCAUGAGCAGUUCCUGAAGGCGCUGCAGAAUGCGGUCACCACGUUUGUCAACCGCAUGAAGAGCAACCACAUGCGGGGCCGCAGCAUCACCAAUGACUCUGCCGUAUUGUCCCUCUUCCAGUCCAUCAACAACAUGCACCCCCAGCUGCUGGAGCUGCUCAACCAGCUGGAUGAGCGCAGGCUGUACUACGAAGGCCUGCAGGACAAACUGGCCCAGAUUCGGGAUGCACGUGGGGCUCUGAACGCGCUGCGGGAGGAGCAUCGGGAGAAGCUGCGCCGUGCAGCGGAGGAGGCAGAGCGCCAGCGCCAGAUCCAGCUGGCCCAGAAGCUGGAGAUCAUGAGGCAGAAGAAGCAGGAGUACCUGGAGAUGCAGCGCCAGUUGGCCAUCCAGCGACUGCAGGAGCAGGAGAAGGAGAGGCAGAUGCGCCUGGAACAGCAGAAGCAGACCAUCCAGAUGAGAGCCCAGAUGCCAGCCUUCUCUCUGCCUUAUGCCCAACUCCAGGCCAUGCCCGCAGCCAGUGGGGUGAUCUACCAGCCCUCGGGGCCCACCAGCUUCCCUGGCACCUUCAGCCCGGCCAGCUCCGUGGAGGGCUCUCCCAUGCACAGCGUAUACAUGAACCAGGCAGCGCAAGGGGGCACGGGGCCGUACACCGCAAUGCCCGUCACAGGGACAGAUCCCAGCAUGGUGAACGCCUACAUGUACCAGCCGGGGGCGGGCAGCGGGCAGGCGGCUCAGCAGGGGCAGGCAGUGCCCACCACCACCCCGGCGUACUCGUCCUACCAGCCAACUCCAACGCAGGGCUACCAGAGCGCAGCCUCGCAGUCGCAGAGCAUCCCGGCCAUCUCUCAGGCCCCCCAGUCAGGCGCCAUGGGCUACAUGGGCAGCCAGUCGGUCUCCAUGGGGUACCAGCCCUAUGGCAUGCAGGGCCUCAUGUCUGCCCUGCCUGGUCAGGAAGCCGCGCUGAGCAGCCUGCCAGCCCAGCAGUCCUACCUGCCCGGGCAGCAGCCCCUCUACCAACAUGCAUGUUUGCUAACGAAGCCACCUCAUCUGUUGCAGAUGGCACCUGCUGGGGGGCCCCCCCAGCAGCAACAGCCCCAGCCAGCGCCCGCCCCCGUGCAGCAGCCCCAGGGCAGCGGAGAGGCCCAGCUCAUCUCGUUUGACUGAUCUCCGCCGCAGGGAGCUGGGGGGCGGGGGGAGGGAUCCCGUGUAACACUACUCUUCAUCCGGAAUCACUUCUCUACUUCAACUACUCGUCCUGCCCUCUCAGCCCCCUCCGCAUCUGUCCCUGGCCUGGGGGACGUGGGACCACAGGCUCCCAGCAUCGGCUCCGCGGACCCAGCAGCAGGAGAGCAGCCUCCCACCCCGCUCCCUGGGGCCGCUUUCCUGCCUCGCCCCGCCCUGGCUCACCCGCGCCCCUCUGCCCUGGAAGCCUGCGGCCCCCGGGGCCGGGCAGGCGCCGGCCGGGA
Aptenodytes forsteri (emperor penguin) is the source of this 2576-nucleotide messenger RNA. RefSeq names its product hepatocyte growth factor-regulated tyrosine kinase substrate (gene HGS). The record is from RefSeq and is a predicted model, not a curated record. Gene Ontology annotation, molecular function: phosphatidylinositol binding; metal ion binding; ubiquitin binding. Lineage: Eukaryota; Metazoa; Chordata; Aves; Sphenisciformes; Spheniscidae. The coding region runs from base 58 to 2274 and encodes 738 amino acids. The transcript has 19 exons.